AUGACAGACAUUGCAGAAAGGAUAGCGGCAGCACGAAAAGAGGCCGAAACUUUAAAGGAAAAAAUCAAGAUGAAAAGAGAUGCCUUGGCCGACACCUCACUAAGGUCAAUGGCCAACGAGAUCGAUGCUCUACCCAGAAUUGUAAUGAAAGUUCGUCGCACGCUUAAAGGUCACUUGGCAAAAAUCUAUGCAAUGCAUUGGGCGUCCGAUAAACGUCAUCUUGUUUCUGCCUCACAAGACGGAAAGCUUAUCGUGUGGGAUGCACCCACAACUAAUAAAGUACAUGCUAUUCCACUUCGGUCGUCAUGGGUGAUGACCUGUGCUUAUGCACCGUCCGGUCAUUUUGUAGCCUGUGGUGGUCUGGAUAAUAUCUGUUCGAUUUAUAAUCUUAAGACAAGAGAAGGCUCGGUUAAAGUUGCUCGAGAACUGAGUGCACAUACUGGAUACCUAUCUUGUUGUCGAUUCCUGAAUGAUAAACAAAUCCUAACGUCCUCUGGUGAUAUGACUUGUAUGCUUUGGGAUAUUGACGCGGGAAUGAAAUUAUUAGAAUUCAGUGAUCAUACUGGUGAUGUGAUGAGUCUAUCGGUUGCGCCAAAUCAACAAAUUUUCGUGUCUGGUGCGUGUGAUGCAACAGCAAAAGUUUGGGAUAUUCGAAGUGGACGCUGUGUACAAACAUUCACCGGCCAUGAAUCUGAUAUUAAUGCAGUACAAUUUUUCCCAAACGGUGAUGCAUUUGGAACUGGAUCCGAUGAUGCAUCAUGUCGACUAUUUGAUCUUCGAGCUGAUCGAGAACUGAAUCAUUACUCACAUGAUCACAUUCUUUGUGGUAUUACCUCAGUUGCAUUUUCCAUUUCUGGGCGUCUUCUUUUUGCAGGCUAUGACGAUUUCAAUUGCUACGUCUGGGAUACGCUAAAAGGGGAACGUGUUGGUGUACUAGCUGCACACGAGAAUCGUGUGAGUUGUUUGGGUGUUUCUAGUGAUGGUAUGGCUUUGUGUACAGGAAGUUGGGAUUCUUUGUUGAGGCAUAACGAUAAAAUACCACAACAAAAGAAGAUGUUUGUAUAUGCCAUUCAGCAUACAGAAUUAAUAAACCAACUUGGUUAUACACGACAUUGA
Ambispora leptoticha is the source of this 1116-nucleotide messenger RNA. NCBI's taxonomy places the organism in Eukaryota, Fungi, Glomeromycota, Glomeromycetes, Archaeosporales, Ambisporaceae. The record is from the annotation of a GenBank genome assembly.